This is a messenger RNA of Exserohilum turcica Et28A, 789 nucleotides long. RefSeq lists its product as uncharacterized. The record is from RefSeq and is a predicted model, not a curated record. The transcript has a single exon. NCBI's taxonomy places the organism in Eukaryota, Fungi, Ascomycota, Dothideomycetes, Pleosporales, Pleosporaceae. Bases 1 to 789 code for a protein of 262 amino acids. Gene Ontology annotation, molecular function: 6-phosphogluconolactonase activity. Gene Ontology annotation, biological process: carbohydrate metabolic process; pentose-phosphate shunt.
AUGGGAAAGCCGCCGAAUCUAUACGCCUUCCAAGGCACCGCCGAGCUGGCUCCGAGCCUGCGCACCUAUGUGCUCGAUGCGCAGAAUGCCGCGCUCGAGCGUCAUCACGUCUUUCGUGUCGCCGUCUCCGGCGGCUCGCUGCCCAAAACGCUUGCGCAGGCGCUGCUAAAGGAGACGAAUGGCGAAGGAAGAAUCCAGUUCGACAAGUGGGAAAUCUUCUACGCCGACGAGCGCGCCGUGCCCCUCGACCACGAAGACAGCAACCACCGGCUGGUCAAGGAGGAGCUCCUGGACAAGAUACCCGCAGACUUGGGCACCCCCAAGGUCCACCCCAUCGACGUCAAAUACCUUGAUGAUGUGCAAGAGCUGGCCGACCAGUACGAAAAGACCCUGGUCAGCGUCUUUGCCGCGCGCGACAGCGUCAAACUGCCGCUCUUCGACCUGCUUCUCUUGGGCUGUGGACCGGACGGACACACGUGUAGCCUGUUCCCUGGCUCUGACCUUUUACGCGAAACCGAAGCCUGGGUCCUCCCCAUCUCCGAUUCUCCGAAGCCUCCACCGAAACGUAUCACCAUUUCACUCCCGGUCGCGCAACACGGACUUAAGAUCGCCUUUGUUGCGACUGGCGCGGGAAAGAAGGACAUUAUGCGCAAGAUAUUCGAUACCGACGAGGGCCAGCAGCUGCCGUGCGGCUUGGUCAAUCUCAAGGGUGCAGAUCGCGUAAGCUGGUUUGUCGACUAUGCUGCUAUCGAGGGAGUCGCCUUCCCAGCUCGCCGUGGCAGCUUGUGA